Molecule: messenger RNA, 3024 nt
Organism: Lachancea mirantina
Lineage: Eukaryota; Fungi; Ascomycota; Saccharomycetes; Saccharomycetales; Saccharomycetaceae
Source: the annotation of a GenBank genome assembly
AUGAACAAGCUAGGUGUCCCAGUUGCCCGAAGAAGGGGUCUCUCGGUCAAUGAAUUCACCGACGAUGAGAGGCGGGCAAUGAACAAUGCUUUAGACAAUUUGAAGGACGACAUGAACCUUGUUGAGACAAGAUGGAAUAAAAUCUUACAUGAAAAUACGAACCCUUUAGAACUUGCAUUAUCACUUCUUGAUGAUACAUCGGUCGGGUUAGGUCACAGACUAGACGAAUUCAAAACGCUUCAGUCAAAAGUUGCGUCCGACUUGCAACAAGCGGCUAACGAGCACUAUCAGGCGUUUAAUUCUAGCAUUGCCUCUUAUGAGCAAACAGUGGAGCUGAUUAACGUAUCUCAGCACAAUAUAACAUCAAUUCGUAACAAAUUUGACGAAUCGCUUGUCAAGUUCAACAGUUCUAAGGACUCGCUAGGCGAAUUGAAUGAGAGUUCAAUGCGAUACACUAGUAUGAUUGAAGUUAUAGACUCCUUAGAACGACUGGUGGCUAUUCCAGCCUUAAUUGAAGAAAAAACUCGAGAAAAGUCGUUUGAUGAAGCCAAAGAUGCUCUUUUACAGGUUCAUGAACUAGACCGCAAAUACAACAUCUGGAGUAUGCCCUGUUUACAGGCGAUCAAGCAGCAAGUCAAUUCCUAUAAUGAUUCCCUCUUUGAAACGAUCAUGGAGGAGAUAAAUGACCUUAUUUACUCAAAGAGACUAACUUCUGCUGUUGCUCAUAAGAGCAAUACCAAGUCGAAUGAAGAAGCUUUCAGCGUGGAAAACUAUCUAUCCAGCAUUGUCAAUAUAGAUAUUGGAGACCAAGCAAGAACCUUGAAUUCAAGUCUUUUCGAUUUUUUGAAAAAGCUUGGAAAACAAGCUUCAUCUGAAAAUGCCAGCGCUAAGAUGCACGACGAAGAUUCAGAUUAUAGUCGACUUUUCAAUUUGUUAAGAACACUUAAUGAUUUGAAUAAACUUCGUCCUGCCACGAAGAGCAUUCUGGAGCGCACAAGAGAAGAAAUUCACACCAUUGUCAAGAAAACGUCAGAAGAGAUUCGAGAAAACCAUCCUUCUCUCUUAAAAAUGGCCGUGACCAUGGAUUAUAACAAUGAUUAUGGACUUUUUGGUCAAAAUGCCGUGUCUGCUAUGAUUAGGAAUUUUUUUUGGAGCAUUUUUACUAAGCUUUCAUUUGCAGUGCAAGCGCAUAGAGCAGUCUACGAAAUCAUACGGUUUUUCAGUCCACCCUCACUGGGAGUAGAACAUUAUGAUUUUGAAAAAAUCUGGCAUCAGACUUUGAUAGAAAUCAAAACACUUUUCAUUAACUACACAUGUCCACCUUCUAUUUUCAGAGCUGGGUCUCCUCACGGCCUGACCUUUUCUAAUGGCAGCCAGGCAGAUACGAAACAAGCAGAAAGAACAAUGUACUUUUCCCUUCAAAGCAAUAUUAGCGAUACAUCUGCAGCUCAAGACCAUGCAAAUGUGUUAAAAAACAUGCUGAAAGAACUGUUUCCUGGUUUUUCUGCCUCUACGUCCAUUGAGCCAAACUCAAUCUUCCUAGAGGAAGAACACUUAGAGCAGGAAGAGACACUCAUACCCGCAAAUGUUUUCAAUGUUGUUCUUCUGUUAGAACCUUUUUUGCUCUAUAUUCAAGGAACCAUGAAUGCGAUACCAAAUGUGGAACAGGAUAUACAAUCACCGGUGGACUUUUUCGGGGAGUGUAUGUUAGGAAUAUUUGUUCCAUGCUUAGAAAGAACUCUCAAGUUUUAUUUUAGUCGCGAUGUCGAUACUGCUGAUGCAUACUCUUUAGUUACAAUAGCAGAGCAACAAUCGAUUUACAAGUCAGCAUUUGAGUUCAAAAAGUUGUUUUUCAAAAUCCUUUAUCUCAUGAACACAACUCAUACCUACCGAAAACCUAUUUCAAGGAUACUUUUGUUGAUACUAGACCAAUUUCAUCUGCAUUUCAGCAAGACUUUUGAAAAUGUGAUGAGAAAAGGACGCAAUCGCUUCGACAGAUACAUCGCCAGUGUCUGGAUGCGGAAUAAAAAAUUACUUCAAACAACUGAAAACAUCAUUAACGGAAACGCCGCUUUAAUCCCUAACGAGACAAGCGAAUUAUUUAUCAAUUGUCCUGAGUUUUACGUCGAAAACAAAGGUAUUUCAAGGCAAGAUUUUCUUACUAGCGCGACAUUAGGUUCUCUGAUUACUUUAGGCACCACCGUAACGUGGAUCAACGAAUGGCUGCCGCGUUUGAGAAAACAAACAGAGCCUGUUACUUUUGACGCUCGCGCUAUUAGUGCUGACGAACUAAGAGCUCAAUGGUCCAUUUUUGAGGUGUCUGAAUUCGACAAUUAUGAGCAGAUGUCGAAUCUCAAAUUUUCUCUAAAUGGAGAAGCAUUAACCCAUUUUGAUAAGCUUAUUUCUGGCUUCAAAUCGAUUGAGACUAGCGUUCUUUCUACUCUGCGCUACGACAUUAGAGCGCGUACAAUUCAUUUCAUCAGUCAUUUCUUUCAAACUUCAAGUUGGAAUCCUGAUGUGGUCAGCGUUGAACUUGAUGAAAACAUCGCAGUUCUCACUUCAGAACUGAGCACAAUGGAAAAUCGUUAUCGCGAAGGCCUUACGAAAAACCAAGUAGGGAUGAUUUUCUCCGGGUUGCCGGAUGUUUUGAGCUAUGCCUUUAUCAAAGGCUCGCGAUCAAUACCUGUCCUCACCCAAAUCGGCGUUAAAAGAAUUUUGAGAAACAUUAACGUGUUACAGCAUGCAUUCAGAAACAUCAUUGAAACAUCGACCGACAAUGACAUGUCAUCUGCAGUCAGCUACUUUCAAUUGUGUCUUUCCAAUGAAAAAGUCGUCAUCGAAAUGGCAAAUUCGGGGAAGCUUAGCGAGUACUCCGCCGAAGACAUCAAGAACAUAAUAAGGCUACAAUUUAGUGAGGAAAUGAGUCGUGCUGUGAGGCGACAAGGAAGCAUGGGGAGAAUGCCCUCCACUUCUGCAAAUAAACGUCUAUCAGAGGCGCUAGCUCGCCUGAAACUCAAGAUCUAA